AUGGAACUCCCCCAAGACCUGUACGAGACCCCUGCGGACGAGCUGGACAUCUUCGUGAGGCAGAACCUACAGCCCAAGGGGGAUUGGAAGGAGGAGGUACAGGAUGCCUGGCAGAGAAUGGAGCGGUUUCUGCGGGACCACUGCUUCCAGGAUGAGCUGAUUCUGGAUCAAGAAGUCAGGGUGCUGAAGGUGGUGAAGGGUGGCUCCUCAGGGAAGGGGACGACGUUGAACUACAGCUCCGAUGUUGACCUAGUCCUGUUCUUGAGCUGUUUUUCCAGCUUCCAAGACCAGGCCCAGCUCCGAGAAGUCAUCAUCAGCUUCAUCCAGGAGAAACUGGAUCGCUGUAGUAGGAGUCUAGCCUACAACGUAUCACUGGUCCGGCCCAGAGUGGGGACCCAGGCUCCUCGGUCCCUAUCCUUGCAGGUCCAGUCCAAGAAGAGCAGUGAAGUCAUUUGGGUGGACGUGCUCCCAGCUUUCAACGCUCUGGGACACUUUUGCCCAGACACAAAACCAUCCCCAGAAAUCUACGAAGACUUAAUAACCAGUGGCGGGCACCCUGGGGAGUUCUCAUCAAGCUUCACGGAGCUGCAGAGACACUUUGUGAAAAGUUGUCCUGCUAAGCUGAAGAGCCUACUGCGCCUGGUGAAGCAUUGGUACCUGCAGUACUUGAAACCUAAGUAUUGAAAAGUACCUUUGCCUUCAAAAUACGCACUGGAGCUACUGACUAUUUAUGCCUGGGAAAUGGGUACAGAUGAAAGUGAGAGCUUCAACAUGGAUGAAGGAUUCGUAGCUGUGAUGAAACUCCUCAGAGAUCACGAAGACAUCUGCAUAUACUGGACCGAGUACUAUGACUUCCAAAAUGAGAUUGUCAGAAACUGUAUCAAACAAAAGUUGAAGGAAUGCAGACCUGUCAUCUUAGACCCAGCUGACCCUACCAAUAAUCUGGGAAAAGGGAAGAGGUGGGACUUGGUGGCCAAAGAAGCUGUUCGCUGCCUCCGGCAGGCCUGCUGCCACAUUGAAGACCCCAGCCAGGUCUGGCAUGUACAGCCAGCAAGAGAUGUGCAGGUGACAGUGAGAAAGACAGGGGAGGAGGCCAGGACACUCUCAGUGAACCCCUACAGCCCCAUUUGGAAGAUGAAAACAAAGAUUAAGGACAUGUGUAUCUAUGGCAGUCACCAGCGACUCUCCUUUCAAGAGCCGGGUGGAGACCGGCAACUGCUCAGCAGCCAGAAGACCCUUGCAGAUUAUGGGAUCUUCUCUAAGGUGAGUAUCCGGGUGCUGGAAACCUUACCAUAUGAGAUCCAGGUCUUUGUGAAGGACUCUAGUGGCCAGAACAAGCCGUAUGCCAUCGACCCUGAUGACUUCAUCUGGGACUUGAAAGAGAAGAUUGAGGCAGCUGGAGGGCCUUGCGUGAAGGAUCAAAUACUAAAGUUCCAGGGUCAGAAUCUGCAGAAUCGGCGCAGCCUCAGAGACCUGCAGAUCAAAGACUGUGACACCAUCACGCUCAUUAGGAAAGGCUGA
Molecule: messenger RNA, 1521 nt
Organism: Orycteropus afer afer
Lineage: Eukaryota; Metazoa; Chordata; Mammalia; Tubulidentata; Orycteropodidae
Product: 2'-5'-oligoadenylate synthase-like protein 2
Exons: 6
Biological process (GO): negative regulation of viral genome replication; defense response to virus; regulation of ribonuclease activity
Cellular component (GO): membrane; cytosol; nucleoplasm
Molecular function (GO): 2'-5'-oligoadenylate synthetase activity; double-stranded RNA binding; protein binding
Source: RefSeq, a predicted model, not a curated record